AUGGCGAAACCAAUUGUAGCUCCUCCCAUGAGUACAGUGAUUGACAGCAGCGGUGCAAGUAAGGAUUACAGCCCAUCUCAACUGGCCCUGAAACUUCACACACUGCCCCAUCUUGAUCUUACCUUCCAGCGAGUCAACUCAUCCUUCAACCCGGAUCUAUACCGCUAUCGUGAAGCAAUCUUGUUUUGGAGCAUAGUACCUCUGGUGUGGAUGUUUCUGACGAUGCUGGUGGUCGUCAUGUACUUCUGCUACCACUGCUGCCAGAGUGACGUGCAGAAGGCCGGUGUCUGUCUCAAAUGGAGCAUUGCUGUCUUAGCUCUGCUGUCCUGCGGAGCGGUUGGAGCUGGAUUCUACGGCAACGAGGAGACACACAAAGGCCUGCAACAUUUCAUCGAUGCUGCUAAGGGCAUCCAAUUUACAACAUCUCAGACAAGAGCUCAGAUAAAAUGGAUGGAGGUCAACCUGAACCACUCGGUCAUCUCCCUGGCCAAUGACCUCCGAUCGAACAUUCCACGCAGCCACAGUCUGCGCACAGAAAUCAACCAGCACCUGGACAGGAGCGUCAGACACGUGACCUCCAUAAUUUCAAGUGUCCUUGACAUCGGGUUCAAGGUCAAACGUAUCGACUCGACCAUUGAACUGGUGCAUUACGCUGGCAGAUACGGCUUUUAUAGAUGGCUGGCCAUGGUCUUGCUGUUCAGUUGGAUGAUGGUACUGUUCGUUAUACUUCUGUUCGCAGUUGGCAAGGGCUCCAAGUACUUAAUGCUCGCGUUUGGAAUUUUGAGUAUUGUAAGUUUGAUUCUCUGCUGGCUGGCUGCGGGCUUGCAUCUUGGAGUCAUCAUUGGAACCGCUGAUUUCUGCAUUGCUCCACUGGCUUACCUGGAACAAAUGACGGAAGAAAAGUCAGACAGAGAAAUCAUCAAAUAUUACAUGAAAUGUGACCACCAGUUUGUUGAUAAUCCAUUCAAAAACGUUGGUUAUGAAACUUUUCCUCGUUUCGCCUACAUUUUAUCCAAAAUUUUCAUCUACACGUUUAUCCGCCACUUACUAGCUAGUCAGACGAUACCGUCAACGUACGACAACGCUAGAGAGGCUAAUAUUUCUCUAGCCAAGGUUCACAUGUCACUACUCAAAAUUCUGCCAAAUUCGAAAGAGAAAGAAGUGGUGCGAGACAAAAUGAAGAAAAUAUUCAAAGGCAUGGACUCGACAUUCCAACUUCUCAUGCACAUCAACGCUCUGGUCGAGUGCACCAACCUGCACAAGGAUUACCUUGACGGCGUGUCUGGCAUCUGCUUCAAUGGGCUCCAGUUUGAUAACAAAAUAAAUAAUAGAUUGAACGUUAACUACGGAAUUUUUAGAGAUGGAAUGGUAUUUUUGCUGGUUUCCAUCGGACUGACCGGAAUAUUCUUCACUGGAGUCGUUCUGCUCACCUCGGGAUCUUGGAGAAGUUUCACGAGCGGGUUUGGAGAAAAAUUUAAAAAAUCAUUCAAUGAUCAAAAAUAA
Helobdella robusta is the source of this 1503-nucleotide messenger RNA. RefSeq lists its product as hypothetical. Gene Ontology annotation, molecular function: intracellularly calcium-gated chloride channel activity; volume-sensitive chloride channel activity. Gene Ontology annotation, cellular component: plasma membrane. The transcript has 11 exons. The record is from RefSeq and is a predicted model, not a curated record. Bases 1 to 1503 code for a protein of 500 amino acids. Lineage: Eukaryota; Metazoa; Annelida; Clitellata; Rhynchobdellida; Glossiphoniidae.